Molecule: messenger RNA, 699 nt
Organism: Penicillium arizonense
Lineage: Eukaryota; Fungi; Ascomycota; Eurotiomycetes; Eurotiales; Aspergillaceae
Product: ankyrin repeat domain-containing protein
Exons: 1
Molecular function (GO): protein binding
Source: RefSeq, a predicted model, not a curated record
AUAACCGAAAGGCUGUUGGCCGAGAAAGACAUCAGCGUCAAUUUUGUUGGAGGCCGCCGGAGAUUCGAGACGCUGUCUACAUCUCUCCACCACGCCGCGGCCAGGUUGGAUACCGUGCUCCUACGACGGCUGCUUGCGGUGCCAGGGAUCCGUCUGAAUCUCUGUGUUGCAGGCCACUCUCCAAUCUCCGUGGCCGCAUAUCACGGACGCGUGAACACAGUUGCUUGUCUACUGAGUAUAGAGAGCGUGGAGAUCAAGGGAAGGGACGUGAUCGAUCCGCCCCUUUGUCGAGCGGUUGCACAUGGCCAUCUCGAUGUUGUAGGACUCUUAGUGCAGCAAGGCGCACGUCUGAACAUCAAUGAAAGCAUGAUCGCAACUCACGACACUGCUCUCUGCAUUGCCGCCCGUGGCGGUGACUUGGAGAUGGUCCAGGCACUACUACGCCAUGAUCGAAUUGAUGUGAACCUCGGAAAUCGAUGGUCUGAGGAUCCAUUGAUGUUGGCGGUCAAGGGCGGGCAUUCCUCGAUUGUUGAUGCACUUGUGGUCAAUCCCAGACUGAAAUACUUCAGUUUGACAAAAUCCCUGGAUCUAACAAGGAACAAUUGCAUCCAGAAGGCCAUUCGAAGCAGAAUGGAAGACGACAACACUCGUCAAGGAUUGUUGAAGCGGUCUCCGAGGAGAAGGUUUGGUGGUCUGUAA